Cladophialophora immunda is the source of this 2412-nucleotide messenger RNA. Its product is annotated as phosphoenolpyruvate synthase. The record is from RefSeq and is a predicted model, not a curated record. Gene Ontology annotation, biological process: phosphorylation; pyruvate metabolic process. Gene Ontology annotation, molecular function: pyruvate, water dikinase activity; ATP binding. The transcript has a single exon. The coding region runs from base 1 to 2412 and encodes 803 amino acids. Lineage: Eukaryota; Fungi; Ascomycota; Eurotiomycetes; Chaetothyriales; Herpotrichiellaceae.
AUGAACGGAUCAAGCCAAAAGGUGUUGGUACGCAAUUUUGAGAAUGUGGUGCGAGGAGAUGUUACGUCGGUCGGAGGCAAGAAUGCCUCGUUGGGAGAGAUGAUCCGUGGCCUCAAAGCAGAGGGUGUUGCUGUCCCGCCUGGCUUUGCCACGACCGCCGACGCAUAUUGGCGCUACGUCGACGCCAACGACAUCAGGACCAAGAUGACCAAACUGAUUGAAGAGUGGCAAUCUGGCAAAACAACUCUUUCAGCGACUGGCCAGGCUGUGAGGGAUCUAUUUUUGCGCGGCGACUGGCCGCAGGAUCUGUCAACAGCCAUCACAACCGCCUACCAGCAGCUUUCGGCGCAAGCAGGCAUUGAGAAUCUGUCUGUUGCUGUGCGUUCCAGUGCCACCGCCGAGGACCUGCCCAACGCCAGUUUUGCCGGUCAGCAAGAAUCAUACCUGAACAUCUCGGGUCCAGCUGCCCUCCUCAACGCCUGUCGACGUUGCUAUGCUUCACUCUUCACAGACCGGGCCAUCAGCUACCGUCAAACCGAGCAUUUCGAUCAUCUCAAAGUCGCCCUUUCCAUCGGUGUGCAACGCAUGGUUCGCUCGGAUGCUGCCGGCUCAGGGGUGAUGUUUACUCUUGACACUGAAAGUGGCUUCAACAAGGUUGUGCUCAUCAACGCAGCCUGGGGUCUGGGCGAGAAUAUCGUCCAGGGCACUGUCAAUCCCGACGAAUACCAGGUUUUCAAACCGCUCCUCACCAACCCCGACCUCGUCCCGAUCAUCGAGAAGAAACGGGGUGAAAAGGCGAUGAAGAUGAUAUAUGGAAAUGAGCAUAUGCCAACCCGCAAUGUGCCCACCUCAAAGGCAGAGAGGAACAGCUUCGUGCUCAGCGACCCGGAAAUCCUCAAUCUGGCGCGGUGGGCGUGCAUCAUCGAGAACCACUACAAAUGCCCCAUGGACAUAGAAUGGGCCAAGGACGGCAUCACAGGAGAGAUGUUCAUCGUCCAGGCGCGGCCGGAGACUGUGCAAGCACGACGUGAAGCUGGUGCCUUCAAAACCUACAAGAUCGGCAAAAAGGGUCGUGUGCUAGCGACCGGUCUUUCGGUUGGCGAGGCCGCCGUGUCGGGUCGUCUCUGCCUCAUCGAAACCGCCAAAGACAUAGGCAAGUUCGUGGAUGGGUCGAUUCUGGUCACGGAAACGACUGAUCCUGACUGGGUGCCCAUCAUGAAACGAGCCGCAGCCAUCAUCACCGACCACGGUGGACGAACAUCGCAUGCAGCAAUUGUCAGCCGUGAGCUGGGUGUUCCCGCCGUUGUUGGGACGGGCAAUGCCACCUAUGUCCUACAUACGGGACAAGAUGUUACCGUAUCUUGUGCCGAGGGCGAUACCGCGUUUGUCUAUGAAGGCAUCUCCGAGAUCACCACCAAGGAGAUCGACGUGCAUGGACUGCCACCGACAAAGACAAAUGUCAUGCUCAAUCUCGCCAACCCGGCAUCUGCCUAUCGUUGGUGGCGUCUCCCGGCCGACGGCAUCGGACUCGCACGGAUGGAGUUCGUCGUCAGCAGCAUUCAAGUUCACCCCAUGGCGCUGGUCCAUUUCGAGAAAUUGAAGGACGAAAAGGCCCAGGCCGAAAUCACCAGACUGACCGCCGGGUACAAGGACAAGCCCGAGUACUUUGUGGACAAGCUCUCGCGGGGGCUCGCCUGCUUGUGCGCGGCCGUGUACCCCAAGCCAGCCAUCAUCCGGAUGAGCGACUUCAAGACCAACGAGUACGCCAACCUGAUCGGCGGGAAAGACUUUGAGCCCAAGGAGGAGAACCCGAUGCUGGGGUUCCGGGGUGCGUCGCGGUACUACUCCCCGCGGUACAAGGAAGGCUUCGCGCUGGAAUGCCGCGCGAUCAAACGGGUGCGGGAGGAGAUGGGCUUCACCAACGCCAUCGUCAUGAUCCCCUUCUGCCGGACGGUGGGCGAGGCGGCCAAGGUGAUGGCGGUCAUGGCGGAGAACGGGCUGCGGCGCGGCGAGAACGGGCUGCAGGUGUACGUCAUGUGCGAGAUCCCGUCCAACGUGAUCCUGGCCGAGGAGUUCACGCGCCAGUUCGACGGCUUCUCCAUCGGCUCCAACGACCUGACGCAGCUGACGCUGGGCGUGGACCGCGACUCGGCCGAGCUGGCCGACCUGUUCGACGAGCAGGACGCCGCCGUCAAGUGGAUGAUCGAGCACGUCAUCACCGUCGCCCGCCGCGCCGGCCGCAAGAUCGGCCUCUGCGGCCAGGCCCCCAGCAACCACCCGGAGUUCGCGGCCUUCUUGGUCCAGUGCGGCAUCAGCUCCGUCUCCGUCAGCCCGGACAGCUUCCUCGAGGUCAAGAGGCACGUCAUUGCGAGCGAGAAGGCCAAGGCGAACGGCGUCGCGAAUGGCUCGUGA